Cynara cardunculus var. scolymus (artichoke) is the source of this 2090-nucleotide messenger RNA. Its product is annotated as cysteine-rich receptor-like protein kinase 10. The transcript is spliced from 7 exons. Gene Ontology annotation, biological process: protein phosphorylation. Gene Ontology annotation, molecular function: protein kinase activity; ATP binding. NCBI's taxonomy places the organism in Eukaryota, Viridiplantae, Streptophyta, Magnoliopsida, Asterales, Asteraceae. The coding region runs from base 1 to 2007 and encodes 668 amino acids. The record is from RefSeq and is a predicted model, not a curated record.
AUGGUAAUCCGAGUGUCGAUUUCAUUUUUUAUUGUUAUUGUCGUAAAUUUAUUCGUGCUUUCGGUCUCUCAAUGCAACAAUAACGCGAAUUUCACUUCAAACAGUGCGUACCAAAGAAAUCUUGACAAUGCUUUGUCGUCCCUCACCUCUGAUACCAGUAUCACAUACGGCUUCUAUAAYCGGUCUGUUGGUGAAAAYCCCAAUAAAGCGAACGUGAUGGCGUUAUGUAGAGGUGACGUUGAGCCAGAUGAUUGUCGUCGGUGCAUAAAUGACWCUAGAAGAAGACUAAGAGAGAGUUGUCCUAACCAAAAGGKUGCAAYGGAUCWAUGGUCGRAUGGWAAUUGUAUGGUGAGGUACUCUAAUGAAACCAUUUUGGGAAAUCCAGACACUAAURRUGGGCUUCUCUWCUGGAACGUUAACAACGUGUCGGACGUGGAUCRRYUUAAUCAAGCGCUCAACCAGCUGUUGAACCAACUAAGAAAUAAUGCUUCGAGUGGUGGGUCUAGUCGUAAAUAUGCUUCCGGGACCAGCACAAAUGGCCCUUGGUUGACAACCAUCUAUGGGGUCAUGCAGUGCACACCCGAUUUAUCURAGGGUCAAUGUGAAAAUUGCUUGAAUAGUGCAAUGCAACAAAUCCCAAAUUGUUGUKAUGGAAAACGUGGAGGARGAGUUGUAUAUCCUAGCUGCGAUCUCAGGUAUGAAGAUUACCGRUUUUUUAAUGCUACACUGGCUCUUGCACCACCACCAUCGCCACCACCAGCGUCACCACCACCGCCAACGGAGUUGUCUCCACCACUGCCGCCACCAUCAGACAAGAGUAGUAACMCGUCUAUUAUAAUCAUCAUUGCCGUCGUUGCAACCAUUAGUCUUGUGAUACUGGUAGCGACUUUCGUUUGCAUAUUCAUGAGAAGAAAAAGGAAUAUCGAAGGAAGGCUGUCGCAGAAUCUAGACGUAGAUGUCGAUGAAAUUACUACAGCCGAAUCGUUGCAAUAUARCUUUGCUGUCAUUAGAGCAGCAACAGAUGACUUUUCAGAGAACAAUAAGCUUGGACAAGGUGGAUUUGGUUCCGUUUAUAAGGGUAAGUUACCAAAUGGRMAAGAAAUAGCAGUGAAGAGGYUGUCGAAUAAUUCGGGACAAGGUGAACAAGAAUUCAAGAAUGAGGUUUUGUUACUUGCAAGGCUCCAACAUCGGAAUUUGGUUCGUCUCCUAGGGUUUAGCCUAGAAGGGUCUGAACGACUUUUGAUGUAUGAGUWUGUACAAAAUGCAAGUCUAGACCAAUUUAUAUUUGAUCCAGUGAAACGUGCAAGUCUAGAUUGGGAAAUACGAUACAAAAUAAUACAUGGUGUUGCAAAGGGACUUCUAUAUCUACAUGAGGAUUCACGGCUAAAGAUUAUUCAUCGGGAUAUGAAAGCUAGUAACGUUUUAUUGGAUGUCAAUAUGAUUGCUAAAAUUGCGGAUUUUGGUAUGGCAAGGUUGGUCACRCUUGAUGAAACACAAGUCAACACUAGUCGAAUCGUCGGAACCUAUGGAUACAUGGCACCAGAGUAUGCAAUGCAUGGACAAUUUUCAGUUAAAUCAGAUGUUUAUAGUUUCGGUGUAUUAGUACUYGAAAUAGUAACCGGUUGUAAGAACCAUAGUUUCCAAAAUGGGACGAUGGUGGAGGAUCUUCUUAGCCAUGCAUGGAAAAGUUGGAGAGAUGGAACGAUUUCAAGUUUGAUUGAUCCUACACUAAAAGAUGGUUCAAAUUCCGUACGUGAUAUGAUUAGAUGCAUCCACAUUGGUCUAUUAUGUGUUCAAGAAGACGUUACUGAUAGACCAACUAUGGCUUCAGUAAUUCUCAUGCUUGGUAGUUUCUCUCUAACGCUCGCCGUCCCUUCAGAGCCUGCUUUUUUCAUCCAUACGAGCACGAAGACAGAAAAACCCCUCUUCGAAGAGUACACUUCAAGUACAGGUUCACAACGCUCUACAGAACAUGAUGUCUCUAUGAAUGACUUAUAUUCCCGAUAGAUAAAUAUUGGUUCUUCUUGUUUUGAUAAUUCUUUGAGAUUAAGUGUAUAUUGAGAUGGUAAAAUGUUUGAAUAUUACACGUA